AUUAUUAUUGCUUUGCAAAACACUAACCAACGAACACAAGGGAAAAAAAAGUACCCACUUUCCCUUCUUCUUCUUCUUCUUCAAUUUGGGUUUUCUCAAAAGUGAAAAGCGAAGUCCGUCACUGCCACAAUCACCACUUAGAUCAGUGAUAUACACACCCAUCUCAGAAACCCCACAAGAACAAAAACUCAGAACUCUUGAGUGAUAGACUUCGAAUGAAAUCCUGUUUUUCAUUAGUGAGAUUCAAUUGAAGUGAAGUGAUUAUUCACUGGAAAACUUAUUUUUCAUACAACUGAAGCUGUUAGAUUUGUUUUAACUACACAAGUUUGUUGGAUCUUUGAGCAUGGCUGGGAAUCAAGAUCAGUUCGAGAUCAAGUUUCGGUUGACUGAUGGUUCUGAUAUUGGCCCCAAAAGUUUUCCUGCAGCUACUAGUAUUGCAACAUUAAAAGAGAGUGUUCUUGCUCAGUGGCCAAAAGACAAGGAGAAUGGCCCAAAGACCAUAAAAGAUGUGAAGUUAAUUAGCGCAGGAAAAAUUUUGGAGAACAACAGAACAGUUGGGGAAUGCCAGAGCCCGUUAUGUGAUACCCCUGAUACUGUUACGACGAUGCAUGUGGUUGUGCAACAUCCUGCUACGGAGAAAGAGAAGAAAGCUGCCAACAAAGCAACACAGAACAAAUGCAUGUGCGUUAUUUUAUAGCAUCCAGAUUGAAUAGCAGAUGCCAUCUGUCUUAGUUGGUUAGGGACACUUCCUUUUUACGUAACCUGCAGCGUCAAAUAUUUCAACACACACAAAUUAUUUGGUUGCAUGCCUGAUUCGUACUACAGAAAGAGUACUGGACUAUUUACUUUAUAAAAAUGGAGUACUUGACUUGGUGAAGAUUGUGAAGCUAGUAGUUCCCUGAUUCCUCUGCGGCGCCAUAUUUCUUGCGCAAUUUCAUAGGAGAUGUUCUUCUGCCGGUCUCAACAUGUAUUAGGUGUUGCCUCAUCAGGCACUUGGUAUAUUUGUUGAUUGAAAUGAACUCUACUAGUUUGCCAUCUUACCCCUCAUAUAUAUUUUUACAAUUCUUCUCUUUCGUGUGCCUGAUACAACAUGCUUAAUUCCAGACAUGUAUGUGUUGAAUAUUUGAAUGUGUUUUAAUUUUCUGGUUGUUUAUAUGGUACCAUUGCUACUCUCACUCUUGUAUAACAGUUGUGGCAAUAGUGGUUUAACAACAUCUCUCACAAAAUGGAGAUUUGAUGCUUGAA
Glycine soja is the source of this 1245-nucleotide messenger RNA. Its product is annotated as membrane-anchored ubiquitin-fold protein 2-like. Lineage: Eukaryota; Viridiplantae; Streptophyta; Magnoliopsida; Fabales; Fabaceae. The record is from RefSeq and is a predicted model, not a curated record. Bases 344 to 697 code for a protein of 117 amino acids. The transcript has 4 exons.